AUGAGGGUCCUGCGGCUUUCUCAGGCGCUGGUUCGCUCCUUCAGCUCCACCGCGCGGAACCGGUUGGAGAACAGAGUAGCAGAGAAACAGAAGCUCUUCCAGGCAGACAAUGACCUCCCAGUGCAUCUGAAGGGAGGAGCAACUGACAGCCUCCUGUACCGACUGACCAUGGGGCUCUGUCUCGGGGGCACCAUCUACAGCCUGUACUUCCUAGGCUGGGCCUCCUUCCCCCACAAGAAAUGA
Elephantulus edwardii (Cape elephant shrew) is the source of this 243-nucleotide messenger RNA. RefSeq names its product cytochrome c oxidase subunit 7A1, mitochondrial-like. The record is from RefSeq and is a predicted model, not a curated record. The transcript is spliced from 4 exons. The coding region runs from base 1 to 243 and encodes 80 amino acids. Gene Ontology annotation, biological process: regulation of oxidative phosphorylation; mitochondrial respirasome assembly; mitochondrial electron transport, cytochrome c to oxygen. NCBI's taxonomy places the organism in Eukaryota, Metazoa, Chordata, Mammalia, Macroscelidea, Macroscelididae.